Messenger RNA from Caenorhabditis angaria, 6441 nucleotides. Lineage: Eukaryota; Metazoa; Nematoda; Chromadorea; Rhabditida; Rhabditidae. The record is from the annotation of a GenBank genome assembly.
AUGGAUAGACGAAGAGGCAGUUUAGUGCCAAGUAUUCAUAAAGCAGUUGAAGAAAGUUUGAGAGCGAAUAGUGUUACGAUCGAAGAAAAUCAUGAUCAUGAUCACAAACAUCAACACAAAGAAAAUGAGAAUAAUCGAAAGAAGCGGAAGAAGAAAAUGCGAUCAGAUAGUAGUAGUGAUGGAGCAGCUACGUUGACAACAGCUCCAAGACAUGUUCAAAAAUUCGAUUGGAAAGAUAUGUUACAUCUUGCUGAUAUAAAUGCAAGAAAACGUGGAAAUUCGACAUCGAGUCAUUCUGGACACGUAACAAGAAUGGGAUCAAUGAAAGGGAAGAAUUGGAUUGAAACACAUCUGAAGAUUAGACAAUGCUCAUAUUUUGUGCCUUCUCAAAGAUUUUCGGAUCGAUGUGGAUGUGGAAAAGAAAAAUCGAGACAUUCGGAUGAAGUGUUGGCAAGAUCGAUUUCGAGGCCGAAUCAUUUGACAUUGCCUGGGAUUGCUGAAGUUGAUACUUCGACAGAUGGAGAUGGAGAUCAUAGUGAUCAUCAGGUUGGAUAGAAUUUAGGUUUAUUAAUACCACAAUUAAAAUUUUUUGGUACGAAUUUCAAAAUAAGUUAUAAGUUUUUUUUGCGGAUUAAAUUUUUAUGAUUCCCAGUGAGUUCAAAGGGUUCACAGUUUUCGAUUAAAAACGGAUUUUCAAAAUUUAAUUCAGACAUCCAGUUCCAUACAUCAAUUUCUGAAAUUGUAAUAUAAUUUGUAUUUUAUUACAAUUCCUAUUUAAUUUCUAAUAAAUUAACAAUUUUCUAGUCUUGUUAUUUGAGACUUUUUUCGGUUAAUCAAAAAUUAUCUUGAUAACAAAAAAAAAUAGGAAAAUUAAUAUCAACGUUCUAUUUUUGCACAAAAUUGAACAACUCUAAAAAUAAUUCCACUUCAAUGUUUCCCCAAUAAUUUAAACGUCACACCCUCCUGAUAAAAAACAGAAAUUCCACAUUUUUCCUGAUACAAGAAAUAAAAAACUUUUUUCCGAACUCCUGAUAACGAAACAACUUUUUUUGUUUGCAGAUCUCUUGUGCCCCGGGUCGUUGGUCAAUCAAAGAUCACACAGAAUUACAACCGACUGAUACUUAUGGUAACUUGAUUUUCGAGGGAACAACACAUCAUGUGCAAUAUGCGAGAGUUAGUUUUGAUACGGAGCCGAAAGAUAUUGUGCAUUUGAUGAUGAAAGUUUGGAAGUUAAGACCGCCAAAAUUGAUUAUUACGAUUAAUGGAGGAUUGACUAAGUUUGAGUAAGUUUUUGGAUAAAAAAAAAUGACCAAAACUUGAACUUGGAAACCUUUUUGUUUUUCGAAAAUAAUCGUUUUCCAGCCUUCAACCAAAACUUGCUCGAACUUUUCGAAAAGGCAUCAUGAAAAUUGCAAAAUCUACCGAUGCCUGGAUUAUAACAUCAGGUCUUGAUGAAGGUGUUGUCAAACAUCUCGCAUCAGCCCUUCAAGAUCACAACAGUUCCCAUCACACAAAAAACCACGUGGUUGCAAUUGGAAUCUCUUCUUGGGGAAUGUUGAAACAAAAAAAUCGAUUUGUUGGAAAAGAUCAUAGUUUAACAUAUUCGCCGAAUAUUUAUAACAAUUCGAGAUUGAAAGAAUUGAAUGAUAAACAUUCGUAUUUUUUGUUUGCGGAUAAUGGAACAAUCAAUCGAUAUGGUGCAGAGAUCAUUUUGAGAAAACGGUUAGAAACACAUCUGGCACAAGGAGAUCGGAAAAGAGGAGCAAUUCCGUUGAUUUGUGUUGUAUUGGAAGGUGGAGCUUUUACGAUUAAGAUGGUACACGAUUAUGUUAUGACGUUAGUUUUUGGAAAUUAAACAUUUUACUGAUCGUAAUUUUUAUUUCCAAUCUGAUUGUUUUUUCUAGAAUUCCCCGAAUCCCUGUGAUUGUUUGUGAUGGAAGUGGUCGAGCUGCAGAUAUUCUCGCAUUCGCUCACCAAACAGUCAGUCAAUCCGGCUACCUUUCGGAUAAUGUUCGAAAUCAACUCAUAAAUGUGAUUCGUAAAAUCUUCGGCUAUGACAGUAAAACUGCUCAAAAGCUUCUGAAACAAGUAAUUGAUUGCACUUCAAAUAAAUCACUUAUGACAAUUUUCCGACUCGGCGAAUCGCAACGAGAAGAUCUGGAUCAUGCAAUAAUGAGUUGUUUGUUGCGUGGACAGAAUUUAUCGCCACCCGAACAAUUGCAACUCGCUUUGGCUUGGAAUCGCGCGGAUAUUGCGAGAACUGAAAUAUUCGCGAAUGGAACUGAAUGGACAACACAAGAUCUACACAAUGCGAUGAUUGAAGCUUUAUCGAACGAUCGAUUCGAUUUUGUUCAACUUCUUCUGGAAAAUGGUGUAUCAAUGCAGAAGUUCUUGACAUAUGGAAGAUUAGAAUAUUUAUAUAAUAGUGAUAAAGGACCACAAAACACAUUGAGAACGAAUUUGUUGGUUGAUAGUAAACAUCACGUUAGAUUGGGUGAAGUUGGAAGAUUGAUGGAACAUUUAAUGGGAAACUUAUUCAAGUCGAAUUAUACCAAGGAAGAAUUCAAGAAUCAAUAUUAUUUGUUCAGUAACAGGCGACAUGUAAGUUGGAAUACCUAGAUUAAAGAGAAGUUCCGAAAACUUUUUAGUUUGGUAAUCGCGUCAAAACUGACAAUGGUCGUAACGAAGUUGUCGGACCAGCUGGUGGUGAGGGUCGUGAACGAAUGAGCUCGAUGCAAGUAAACCUUCUCAACAAUGCUCGUAACUCAAUUAUCUCGCUCUUCGGUGGUGUAAAAAAGCACGACUCAGAUGAUGAAGAUUUCUCAAAUCUUGAAGAAGAAGAUAGUAUUGAUUUCACAUUUCGAUAUCCUUACAGUGAAUUGAUGAUUUGGGCAGUGUUAACAAAACGACAAAAAAUGGCGAAACUUCUGUGGAAACAUGGAGAAGAAGGAAUGGCAAAAGCAUUGGUGGCCAGUAGAUUGUAUAUGAGUUUGGCGAAAACAGCAUCGCUGACAACUGGAGAAAUUGGAAUGAGUCAGGAUUUUACGCAAUAUAGCGAGUGAGUUAUUGAACUCUGAAAUAACACCAAAUGUAAAAUUCUUUCAGUGAAUUCUCUGAGUUGGCUGUUGAAGUUCUUGAAUAUUGCACAAAACAUAGUCGGGAAAUGACUCUUCAACUUCUCACGUGCGAAUUGACUAACUGGGGAGGCGAGACUUGUCUGUCGCUUGCUGCCAACAAUGGACAUCGUCAAUUCCUAGCCCAUCCUUGUUGUCAAAUGCUUCUUUCUGAUCUUUGGCAAGGUGGACUUUCAAUGAAAAGCAAUCAAAAUGCAAAAGUGUUGACUUGCCUAACCUUCCCACCAUUAAUAUUUCUCUUGGGUUUCAAAACCAAAGAGCAACUUAUGCUCCAGCCAAAAACUGCACUGGAAAGAGAGGAAGAAGCGGAUUCAGAUGUUUCUUCGAUUGAUGGAGAUUCUGAUGAUUCGACAACUUCUUCAUCAGAUGAGGAAGAAACAAAAAAGCGAGGGCAAAGUAUUUCCGACCAACCUUUGAGUAUUCAAAAGCUAGUUCGGGAUAAACUAAACUUCAGUGAAAAGAAAAAACAUAACGAAUUUGGGCUAAGUCGGAUAGUUGUUGCUCCACCAAUUGUAGAAGGAAGAAGUCGAGCAAGAACUAUGUCAAUCAAAAAAUCGAAAAAGAAAAUAGUCGCACCGCCAUGUUUGAAAAUUGAAAAUUCUGAAGAUGAUGAUGAAGAAGAGCAGAAAAAUGCCGCUGCUAAAUGUAAGUCCAAUAAUUUCAGACAACUAACUUCGCAGCUUAACUAAGAUCUCAAUCGAACUGCAAAACGAGGAUCAAUGGCUGUGCAAAUUGUGCAAGAUGAUAUGUAUGUUGAUCCAAGUGAAGAAUUCGAACACAAGAAAAUGACUGAAGAUUUCGAUAGUUCAAGACAGGAGACAAUUCAAGUUCUAACUCAAAGACCUUUAUCAUGGCAACGAAAAAUAUCGGAAUUUUAUCGAGCACCAAUCACAACUUAUUGGUUAUGGUUUUUCGCUUUUAUUGUUUUUCUAGUUUUAUUAGCGUAUAAUAUUUUAGUGAAAACACAGAGGUAAAUUUUUCUGGAGAAUUUCAAGCAAACAAGUAUUUUUUUUAGAAUAGCAAGUUGGUCGGAAUGGUAUGUGUUCGCUUAUUGUUUAGUUUGGUGUAUUGAAAUAUGUCGGAAAGUGGUGUCAAUGGUAAUGAUGGAUACAAGUAAACCUGUUCUGAAACAGCUUAAAGUUUACUUUUUCCAAUAUCGGAAUGGAACCCUGGCUUUUGGAUUAGUCACUUUUCUAAUAGCAUAUUUCAUUCGACUCAGUCCACAAACUCGAACACUCGGAAGAAUUCUAAUUAUUUGUAACUCGGUUAUUUGGUCUUUGAAGUUGGUUGACUAUUUUAGUGUUCAACCAACUCUUGGUCCUUAUAUUUCGAUGGUUGCUGAAAUGAUUCCAUCAAUGAUUCCCCUUUGUGUUUUGGUCUUCAUAACUCUUUUCGCUUUCGGAUUACUUCGUCAAGGUAUUACUUAUCCGUACGAAGAUUGGCAUUGGAUAUUGGUGCGUAAUAUUUUCUUGCAACCAUAUUUUAUGCUUUACGGAGAAGUUUAUGCAGCUCAAAUUGAUACAUGCGGAGAUGAAAGUGAGUGAAAAGGGGAAUAUAUAUCCCACUAGUGAAGAGUUUAUGUCAAAUUCAAAAUAUUUCAGUCUGGGAUACUCAUGAGGAUGAAAACAUUCCAAUCAGUAUGCUCAAUGUCACACGUAAGUUCAACCAAUCCCUAUGAAUCUUAUAUAUUUCUACUUUUAGAUGAAACUUGUGUACCCGGUUACUGGAUAGCGCCAGUUGGUCUAACUGUUUUUAUGCUUGCCACUAAUGUUCUUCUUAUGAAUGUGAUGGUUGCUAGUUGCACCUAUAUUUUUGAAAAACACAUCAAUAACACCAGAGAGAUUUUCUUGUUUGAUCGUUAUCGUCAAGUAAUUGAAUACGAUUCAACACCAUGGAUUCCACCACCAUUCACCAUUAUUUAUCAUAUUAUGUGGGUUUUCAAAUUGAUCAAAAAUAGCACGAGGAUUUUUGAGAAGAAGAAUUUGUUUGAUGCGUCGCUCAGUGAGUAAACUCCACAUUUCCAACAAAAAAAUUAAAUUUCAGAACUUUUCCUGACACCGGAUGAAAUGGAAAGAGUUCAUGCUUUCGAAGAGGAAAGUGUCGAAGAUAUGAAACGAGAAAGAGAACAGAAAAAUAUGCGAUCUAAUGAAGAACGGAUAUAUCGAACAGCCGAGAGGACUGAUAUAAUUCUAAAUCGUGUUUCGAAUCUGACCACAAUGGAAGUCACUUUGAAAGAUGAGAUCAGAGAGCUAGAACAUCGGUUGAAAACAAUGGAAAAGGGUCAUAAAGAUCAAGUUUCUAUACUUCUCGAUAUGAAUCACAAAUUGACUCAAAUUAUUGGUGGAGGAGGAAUCACAUUAGGCGGAGGAACUGGAGGUGGAUCCGAUGGAGGAAAUCAACAUACUGAAACGAUACCCUCGAUUAGUAUAAAUCUUGAAGAAGACACUCAAGAAGUUCCAGAUAUCCCUAUGAUUACAAUCGACGGACCAAGUCCAGCCGGAUCAAGAAGAACAUCAGGACAAUAUAUCAAACGGGAUUCGUUGCAAAAUCAACAAUCGAAAAAACCAGCGAAACCACCUAGAUUAAUGUUGGAUGAUAGUAAGUUGAUGAUCGUAAAAAAUUUAUUAAAUGUUUCAGUCUGAUGCUGAAACGUACAGUAGUGCUUGGAAUAUCACAUGUUCCUAUAUAAUUUUUGUUGUCAAAAAGUUUUGAUCAUGAAAAUGUCUAGGUGAACAACGUUAUCUUCGUUUACUGUAGCAUAAACUGAUAUAAUUUUCAAAAAACUGCCACGUAAAUGAGGAAUAUGUUAGAACACUUGUAAAUGUUUUUCAAUAUAAAGAUAAACCAAACUUGAAAUUUAAAAAAAAGUUCAACAUUUUUUGAAACUCAUAAUUAACAGAUAAGACUAUUUUUUCACGUCAUUAUUUACUGUUUCAUAUUUAAAUGUCCCGGUUUCCUAUUUCGCAAUUUUUUCCUCACAAUAUGACAAUUUUCAGAUGAUGAUUCGGACAAUGAUGAAAUAACAAUAAAAAUUCCUCAAAUCCGAACUCGUCAAAUCACAGAAACAGUGAGUGAUGUUUCAUUAUCGGAUGAUGACUUAGCCAAUCACGAAGUUCUCCAAAAUCAAUCAAAUCAAGUAACAACUUCCCGUGCUCCCCGUCGCCAUGCUCUUUAUUCAACAGUUGCCGACGACAUCGAAACCGAUGAUUUUUAUGCAGACAGUCCUACUCCAAUUCCAGUUACUCCAAUUCAACCCGACGAUGGCUCGUUUUUUGGAGAGAAUGAUAAUGUGUCUGAUUAUGAGUGA